AUUUUUGAGGGUGCAAAACUAAAUUUGGGAAACUUCGCUCAUAAGAAAUGAAAGGAGCCCUAAUCGCGUAAUGAAGAUGGCAAAGCCUAUCCUACCUUUAUAAUUCAUUCUCCACUUUCCUCUGAGCUUACGGUGUUCAUCGCAAACCCACCGCCACAUUUCGGUGAACACGCCGCCUUCUUGCCCUCUUCGAUUAGGAAGUAAUAUGGAGUAUAAGAUGGAUGGAAAGAUUUGUAUUAAAGUCGAACCAAGAGGACAGACAAAUUCAAUUGAUAAGCUGUGGGAUGAUGGACUAGUGGGACGGAUCAAGCAGAUUUUGGUUUGGUAUGAUGAAGAUUUUUUUUCAGGGUUUCAGACCAUUUAUGAGUGUACUACGGGGAAAAGACUGACCUCCAAGAGGCACGGAGGAAAUCACGGAAACUUUGAAAUGAUUAAUCCCAAGAAGCCUCUCACCUGGUUAAGCGGAUAUUAUGAAACCGUUCGCGUGGACCCUGAACUCUUUCCAACGGACGAGGAAACAGAAGAACCAAUAUGGAACUUCUACAAGCGUAUCACUUCCUUGAAAUUUGGCAAUGAAGAAGAAACUUACGGACCUUUUGGCAGCGUGAAAGGCACGCCUUUCUUAUUUCGUGGAAGCACUGAGAUUGUAGGCUUCCAUGGAUGCAGCAACGAGGGCAGCUAUGGCCACAUCAGUGCUAUGGGAGUCUACUUCAAAACUGAGGCUGUCGGUGUUAUUGGUCAGCCUUCAAACCCAGAAGAGUCUGUUGAAGUGAUUGAAGAAAAAAAACCUAAGUCAGUAUCCGGAGUGCUUUUACCCUAGUUUAUAUAUUAGAAGAGAGAGAGAG
This is a messenger RNA of Dendrobium catenatum, 845 nucleotides long. RefSeq names its product jacalin-related lectin 19. The transcript has 3 exons. The record is from RefSeq and is a predicted model, not a curated record. Bases 206 to 820 code for a protein of 204 amino acids. NCBI's taxonomy places the organism in Eukaryota, Viridiplantae, Streptophyta, Magnoliopsida, Asparagales, Orchidaceae.